Messenger RNA from Sphenostylis stenocarpa, 1044 nucleotides. Lineage: Eukaryota; Viridiplantae; Streptophyta; Magnoliopsida; Fabales; Fabaceae. The record is from the annotation of a GenBank genome assembly.
AUGAAGAUGGGUUCACUAGAAAGAUCAAAGAAGAAAGUUCUUCUAUGGAAGAAGGCCAUGCUCCAUUUUUCCCUAUGUUUUGUGAUGGGCUUUUUCACAGGCUUAGCUCCAACAGGUAAAUCUUCUCUCUUUUCAACCAAAGUUGCUGUUUCAAAUAGGACACAGUUUGCUCCACAACCCAGUGAAAAGUCACACCUCACAACAAAUGUCAAUAAAAGUUGGCUAGCUCCAACUCCAGUGACCACGCCCAUGAAGCCUGGAAUCCUUGAACAUGAAAAGAAAAAAACAACACCAAAGUUGAAUGUGAAAGAACAGCCCCAGUUGAAGCCUAGAAGACUCAUAAUCAUUGUGACUCCAACAAGCACCAAACUACCCCACCAAGCAGUGUUUUUGAGAAGGUUGGCAAAUACCAUAAAGCUGGUUCCUCAACCAUUGCUGUGGAUUGUUGUGGAAGCAAAAUCAAAUUCCACAGAACUUCCUGAGUUACUAAGAAAAACUGGCAUCAUGUAUAGGCAUGUGGUUUUCAAGGAAAACUUCACUGAAUUAGAAGCAGAACUGAACCACCAGAGAAACCUUGCACUGAAGCACAUUGAACAUCACAGACUCAACGGCAUUGUACACUUUGCUGGCCUUUCCAAUGUCUAUGAUCUCCAAUUCUUCAAUCAGCUUAGAGAUAUUGAGGUCUUUGGAACAUGGCCAACUGCAUUGUUAGCUGCACAUAGGAAAAAAGUGAAAAUCGAAGGACCUGUUUGCGAUUCGUCACAAGUGAUUGGUUGGCAUCUAAGAAAUAUGAACAAUGAAACUGAUACAAUCACUCCCCCAAUUCAUAUUUCAAGUUUUGCAUUCAAUAGUUCCAUCCUUUGGGACCCUGAGAGAUGGGGUCGCACUUCCUCUGUUCAAGACACUUCUCAGAAUUCAAUCAAGUUCGUGAAGCAAGUAGUUCUAGAAGAUGAGGCUAAGUUAAAGGGAAUUCCACCAGAGGAUUGUUCCAAAAUCUUGCUUUGGCGUUUCAAUUUUCGUGGCCGAACCACCUCAAAUCACUAA